This is a messenger RNA of Yamadazyma tenuis ATCC 10573, 540 nucleotides long. RefSeq lists its product as uncharacterized. The record is from RefSeq and is a predicted model, not a curated record. NCBI's taxonomy places the organism in Eukaryota, Fungi, Ascomycota, Pichiomycetes, Serinales, Debaryomycetaceae.
UCCACUCUAACAUGUCCCAAUCCGAAGACCAGGUUCCCAGGUCGCCUCCUGAGGCUUCUCCCGCUCCAGAUAACGACAACGUCGUCGAAAAAAACCACCCCAAUCCGCCGUCUGAUGCGUUUAGUCCCACCUCCAUCGUGCUUGCAAAAGUCAAAGGGUAUCCCCCAUGGCCGGCAAUGGUUCUAGAUGAAAUGAUACUCCCGGAUCAUAUCUUGGCCAGGAGACCCAAGACCGUCAAGCUUCCGCCCAAGCGGAAAAACCAGGGACCGGUGUUGAUUUUACCUGUGCGCUUCUUUAGUGACGAUACCUACAUCUGGAUCAAGUCGUCUGAUAUUAGGCCGUUGACCGAGCUGAUGAUUGAAGACUUCUUUGCCAAGGCCAAAAGAAGGAGAGACAACCUCCUUGAAAGUGCCUACACGUUGGCCCAGAAUCCGUUGGAUAUGGAGUUAUUUGUCAAAUACGGAUCCAGUGGUAAACCUCCACCCACACCUGAACCCGAACUCAAACCAGCUGAAGAAGACGAAGAUGAAGACGAAGACG